Messenger RNA from Alosa sapidissima (American shad), 2437 nucleotides. It is a transcript of the gene pparaa, whose product is annotated as peroxisome proliferator-activated receptor alpha a. The record is from RefSeq and is a predicted model, not a curated record. Gene Ontology annotation, cellular component: nucleus. NCBI's taxonomy places the organism in Eukaryota, Metazoa, Chordata, Actinopteri, Clupeiformes, Clupeidae. The transcript has 7 exons. Gene Ontology annotation, biological process: cell differentiation; negative regulation of transcription by RNA polymerase II; regulation of lipid metabolic process. The coding region runs from base 707 to 2107 and encodes 466 amino acids. Gene Ontology annotation, molecular function: RNA polymerase II cis-regulatory region sequence-specific DNA binding; nuclear receptor activity; zinc ion binding.
UACGCAUAUGGAAUGGAUAAGCCUUUUUCCUACAUGCUUUGCCUCAAUGACUAAACCUGGCUAUAGAUUUGUGUAGACAAUGCUCAAAGAUGCUCAUUAGAUCCUGGUUUCCUUAAAAAAAAAAAAAAAACUUUUUUACUGACCCAGUUUCAAGAACUGAUCUAAUGAACUGUCUGUCUUCCCUGGCCUCAAUAACCAUAACUCAGUGUGCCUUGGCGUUUUGGUUUAACCUUGAUGCGCCUUAGCUCCAAAAAGGUUGAGAACCUCCAACCUACACUAUGAUAUGAGGAUUUCCCGCAUCAUGCAGCUCACAGCUCGUGCAUGCUCCAAAAUCGGCUAGUACGAAUUAAUUCACAUCGUGAACUGUGUGCCAUAAUGAAUCGACGUCAUGGAUAGGACAUCGUUCUUUCGUAGUAAAAAGACUUAUUUCUAUUGGCUGAAACUAUAGGUGUGUCAGGAGGUGUGUGCAUGCUGUAGUGUCAUUGGAGCGUCACGUCCGGGAGCGAAACGGCACGGUUCGCUACCACCAACGCGUUUUGGCAGUAGUAGGAUACUGGUGGGUGAAGAAACGUGUGUGGACUUUUCAAUAUUUCGGCCUCCUCCUGAUUCAACCGCUGCAGGCAACAAAGAGUCGUAUGGUAGAUCUGGAUUGGUCAGCUGGCUUUAAGUCUCAUGAAGGAUUCAGUGCUUGGCAUGGUUCACCACCAUGGUCGACAUGCCGAGUCCCUACAGUCCGUCCUCUAUUGGAGACUCGGUCCUGGUAAGUCCUCUGUGCGGGGACCUUAUCCAGGACUUGGGGGAGCUAGAAGAUCUCUCUCAGUCAGUGGAAGAUGAUUCUUUCAACAGCUUUGAUAUCCAUGAGCACAAGUCUUCAAGUACAGGAUCCGAGUGUUCUACUGCAUUAGAUUUUUUAACACCAGCGUCCAGUCCGACCUCUGUGGUGUUUGGAAUAGUGACCGGAGAUGAGGUGUCCUCUAGCCCUCUAAACCUGGAGUGCCGCGUUUGUGCUGAUCGUGCCUCAGGCUUCCACUAUGGGGUCCACGCAUGUGAGGGAUGCAAGGGCUUCUUCAGGAGGACCAUACGCCUUAAGUUGGAAUACGACAAAUGUGAGCGAAAUUGCAAGAUCCAGAAGAAAAACCGUAACAAAUGUCAGUACUGCCGAUUCCACAAGUGCCUUUCAGUUGGCAUGUCCCACAAUGCUAUCCGUUUUGGGCGGAUGCCCCAGUCAGAGAAGUUGAAACUGAAAGCUGAGCUGGAGACUGGAGAGAAGCAGUAUGUGGAGCCUCAGCUGGCUGAUGUGAAGGCUCUCAUUCGACUGAUCCAUGCGGCUUACUUGAAGCACUUCCCCAUGAAUAAAGCCAAAGCCAGAGUUUUUCUCACUGGCAAGACCAGUGCACCGCCGUUUGUCAUACAUGACAUGGACACUCUGCAGCUGGCAGAAAAGACGUUGCUGAUCCAGCUUUUUGGAGGCAGCGUAGACGCGGUCGGCCUUUUGCAGCGCCAGGCAGAGGGUCGGCUCUUCCACUGUUGCCAGUGCACGUCCGUGGAGACGGUCACUGAACUCACAGAGUUUGCCAAGGCUGUGCCAGGCUUCCAGGAGCUUGACCUGAAUGACCAGGUGACUUUGCUGAAGUACGGAGUACACGAGGCGCUCUUCGCCCUGCUGGCCUCCUGCAUGAACAAGGACGGGCUGCUGGUCGCGCAGGGCAGAGGCUUCAUCACGCGCGAGUUCCUCAAGAGUUUGCGCCGACCCUUCAGCGACAUGAUGGAGCCCAAGUUCCAGUUUGCCACGAAAUUCAAUGCCCUGGAGCUAGAUGACAGUGACCUGGCUUUAUUUGUAGGAACUAUCAUCUGUUGUGGAGACAGACCAGGCCUGGGCAAUGUGUCGCACAUUGAAUGCAUCCAGGAAAAUAUUAUUCAUGCACUGCGGCUCCAUCUGCUGGCCAACCAUCCAGAUGACACAUUCCUUUUCCCCAAGCUGUUGCAGAAACUGGCAGACCUUCGGCAGCUUGUGACUGAGCACGCUUGUCUAGUACAGGAGAUUAAGAAGACAGAAGAUGCCUCUUUGCACCCGCUGCUUCAGGAGAUUUACAAAGACAUGUAUUAAGCAUGGCCUUACAUCUCAGAGUGAGAUCUGGGGGGAUAUCGUCCAGGGAGGACUUCUGGGGCCUUGGUGGUUUGUGGAGAGCAGUCUAAAGUUUGGUGUCAUGAGUGGUGGUGGAGAGCUGAAAAGUACAGCCGCCUUAAUAUAGCCACAGUCGCUGUUGGUGGAGAUCAGAGAAUUGCUGGUAAGAGUACUGGUUCCUGCAGGAACAGAUUUUGCUUGUUAUUUAGGCCUAUGCAAAAAAUAUAUAGUUUUAAGUAUAUAUACUCUUUUGAUCCCGUGAGGGAAAUUUGGUCUCUGCAUUUAACCCAAUCCGUGAAUUAGUGAAACACA